AUGGUAAGGAUGUAUACUCACGCUGAACUCGAAGCCGCCGAGGGCCUGCUCCUUCUGUGGGCGAGCGGAACCCAUACAAUCACCUCGCGUGACGGCCAGGGAGCUACAAAUGUCAAUCAUCGAUUAGAGACUCUUGACGAUAUUGAACACGAGGAUCACGAUCUUCCGAUGAAAACAUGCCAUGACGACGAGGACGAACUGCUGCCUGACGCUCCUGAUCAGAGUCUACCUCACCCUCAGUCGUGCGCUGCUUCUCAGCAUGAACCGAGCAUCACCCCUAGCAACCAAGCACUCGAUAUCCCCCGCUCUCUUGUUCCCAUCCAUCAGAGUCUUCAGUCGUUGAGAAGCGUUGCCUAUGGAUCCUCAGAAGGCAGCGUUCAUGGUUUUCAUCCAGGCGUUCCUCCCUCUCACGACGAGGACGCUCAACAGUAUGCACAAAGCGACGAGCAGCGCCACUUAGCACGCAUGAUGAUUCUACACCAUGUUAAGAGCAGAUCGCCGGGAGAUGCUGAGGCUGCGCGGCAUGUCUCUAGACUUCGGGUUCUACGGUAUGCUAGCCGCCUGAGCCGCGAACAGGAGGUGGAGAGGGCCGAGCGAGAACGCGCAAAGAGCCUCUCCGCGAGUCCGUUUGGCGUUCAUCGAGCUGGUGGUCUGCGCAACACCUCCUUCGGUUACCAGAGCCCUGCAAACCAUAUGCCACCUCCGCGCAAUACACAGAAUGGGAGAAACGGCACCACCGGCCACCAACCAUCGAACCAGCCUCCGAACUCAACUGGCAAUGCCAGCGACUUGACUGCAGCCGUUAAACUAGAAGAAACCAUACCGCGUGUCGUGCCUGCUCAAUCGCUGCAGAAGUAUCUGAUCCGGCAGCAGAUCAUCGCGGGCGUUCAAGCAGAGCAGAUCACGCCUAUCCGUCCCCAGAGCAUCGUGAAUCCACCCUCUGCGCCUGUGGUGCUGCAGAUCAAAAAUGACAACGUCACUGUGCCUGAUAUUCCCCCUGCGCAAUUCAGCGGGCUGGUUAAACCUCUUGUGAUCAUGCCGCGGCCUGCUCCUGCGCUCACUGACGGACCGGUAACCGCGGAGACUGCACUGCACAGCCAUCCUGUGAAGAUGGACAUUGAAGCUGACGACAAAUCUGCUACUCCGGCUGCCAACAAGGAUGACAAGAAAUUAUCGACACCGCAGCGUCCAGCAAACUCUCGUUACCUGACACGCUCCGUUGCAAGACGCACCCGGGACCAGAACGGGCAAACCUCUGCAAAUGGCGCUCCUAUCAAGAACGACGCCACAGCAGAUGCAGCAGAGCCAGCGGCGGUCAAGCAUGAACCCAAGACCAGUCCAGCAGUAGCGCGCCCACCACGCCUCCAACCCGACAUAUCAGCCUCGGAGAACAACACCACUUUCCUCCGCGCGGUGCCCAAAGAAGAGCACACCAAAGCCACGCCCAACGAGCAGCGGCAGCAGCAGCAGCAGCAGCAGCAGCACGACCUCACCCACCCACACAAAAACUUCGACCUCCUACACGCCCUCUCAACCCAGCCCUACCUCACAGUCAUGAUCUGCGACCACCUCCUCCCAAGCGACAUCAUAACCCUAAUGGCGAUCUCCCAGCCCAUGCAUCAAACCAUCCAAACAAACCUCACAAUGAUAACCACGCACCAAGUCGACAACAUCAACACCACCACCCAGCACCACAACCGCGAACCCCCCAUCUCCGACUCCUUCCCCCUCCUCUGCUACCCACGCCAUUACUACACCCAUCCAGCCCAAACCAACCACAUAACCCCCAAACUAACCUACGCCCAAAUGCUCCUGACCCGCAGCACAACCAUAACCACCAUCACAAGCACCCUCCUCCACGCCCGCAUCUUCCUACCCCAGCAGACAGACCGCAUCCUCCACAAACUAUGGUUCCUAAUGGACAUCCCGGACAACCACCGCCGCGAAUGGACAGUCCGCAACCGCAACCUCUGGUCAGAUCUCGAUUUAUUCCUGGGUAUCUUCUUCGUGGUCCAGCUCGACGCUUACCUGGAGAAAGUCCGCGGGUUCAAGAAUCGAUGGGGCCUCGUGCGGCGCGUGUGCUUUGCGCAGCGCUCGCUCGUCGUUCUAGCGGAUUUGCUGGUCGGGAGGGGUGUUGGGUCUGGGGAUGAGGGGGGUAUGGGUUUGCGGAUGGGGCAGGGCGGUGUCAAUGGGGAUGGGAUGCUGCCCGAGGAGGAGGAUGUUGGUCCCCUGGGCUUUGAGUAUUAUGGGAGGAAGGUGACGGGGUCUGGUCAUAUGGUUAAGUUGCUUAGGCCUGAUGAGAGGAUUAUGCGGGAGGCGCUGGGGAGGGGGUUGGAUUUGCAGGGUAUGUAUAAGGGUGUGUUUGGGAAGGGGAAAUCGGAGGUGUUUGAGACUGCUGAGGUCCGGGGGCAGAGGAUUACGUGGGAUGAGCAGAUGAGGUUGGCGACUGUUAGAUCCCGGGUUGAUUGGUUGCGGGUUGUGAGGUUGGAUUCUUGAUUACCCGCUGGCGAGUUUGUGUGC
This is a messenger RNA of Aspergillus homomorphus CBS 101889, 2520 nucleotides long. RefSeq lists its product as uncharacterized. The transcript has a single exon. NCBI's taxonomy places the organism in Eukaryota, Fungi, Ascomycota, Eurotiomycetes, Eurotiales, Aspergillaceae. The record is from RefSeq and is a predicted model, not a curated record. The coding region runs from base 1 to 2496 and encodes 831 amino acids.